CGGAGUUCUGUCCCUCUUAACACUCCGUCACGGCGCCCUGUCGUGGGCCGAGGGCGAGGCACGCCGCUAGCCGUCACCUGGCUUCCGCUUCCGGUAGUGGCGCAGGGGCAGGCCGGGGCCGGGGGCCGGUGCGAGUCGGCCGGGGGCAGGGCGCGACCAUGGCGUUUUCCACCUUCCAGAAGGUGGCUGUGGUGUCGGGCAUCGUGCUGUGCGUCUCGCUGCUGCUGCCCAAGGCCUUCUUGUCCCGCGGGAGAAGGCCGGAGCCGCCGCCCGCGCCCUCGGGAAAGAUGGGUCGAUUUCCACCAAUGAUGCACCACCAAAUGCCCUCAGAUGGCCCAGCUUCAGGCACCCAUUUCCCCAGAUCUCACCUUGCAGAGGCAAUGGCAAAAACCAAAGGAUCCGGUGGCAGUGUGGGAGGUGGUGGUGGAAGAGGCCUUAUGGGCCAAAUAAUUCCCAUCUAUGGUUUUGGAAUUCUUCUCUACAUCCUAUACAUUCUAUUUAAGCUCUCUUCCAAGGGAAAAACCACUGUGGAGGACCGAAAAUCUACUACUGCUAUACAUGGAAAUCCAAAUAGGAAGAUUACCAACUAUGAGCUUGCACAGCUACAAGAGAAACUGAGAGAGACGGAAGAAGUCAUGGAAAAGUUAAUUAACCGAGUGGGACCAAACUAUGAGAGGGCACAGAAUGUGACUUCGGAACAGGAAAAACGGUUAUUGCAGCAACUGCGAGAAAUCACCAGGGUCAUGAAGGAGGGAAAACUCCUCGACAGUCCAUCUCCUGAGAAAGAAGCUGAGGAAGCCCCUUACAUGGAGGACUGGGAAGGCUACCCAGAAGAGACCUACCCAGUUUAUGACCUUUCCGACUGUGUGAAGCGAAGGCCAGAUACAAUCCUGGUGGAUUACCCUGACUUGAACCAAGCCUCUGCUGAAGAAAUAGCAGAAAGAAUGGGGGUGCUAGAGGAAGAAGAUGAUCAUUCAUGCUGUGAGAGUUUACCAGUUGACCUGGAUGAAGUAGGUAAGGACUUCCCAGCCCAGAAAGACAAGAUCAUCAGUUUUGGAGACCAGGUCAGGGUCCUGCCCCCCAGCCAAGAAUCAGAGUGCACAUGCUGUCACCAUGAAGAGGACGACCCUGCCAUCAUAGCAGAGAACAUGGUGUUCCCCUUGGACAGCAGCAGAGAGCCAGAGGAAACACACCAAUAUUCCAAAGAGGUGGUAUUCCAAUCUGGAAAUAGACUGGAUGAGGUCGAUGAGGUGGGCACAUUAAGGAAACGGAACCUUCAGGGUUUUGAGUGAAUCAAGGCUGGGAGGUUAAAUAUCGAAGUCCAGAAGUUAACCUACUGGAUUGGUUCCCAUCUUUCAUCUUUGGCCAAUGACCUGUGUAGCUCCCCUCCUGUGGUAUAGCAUCUCCUCCUCCAUGAGGGUGGCCCAAUGUAGCUGAUACCACCUGCCCCCAGGCCAUACUUUUGUUGACAUGCAAAGUAAUGCAGACAUGGAUAUGAAGACAAGCGGUGUCAUAGCUACCCUUUCUCUUCCAGCUUCUGUGAAUAAUCAGUGCAUUCAGUCAUCAUUCCCUAUUCAUAAUUCCUGAUUUGGCCCACACUACAAGGGGUAGGAAGUCAGCCUGGAAAUAUGGGACAUACUUUCUCUCUAGGAGCAGCUACUGAUAGUUUUCCUUUAGGUAGAAGUUGGUAGACAACCUUCUUGAAGAGCUAAGUCCUGAGUUGCCCUGUUAUGUAAGUUAUGAUAUAGUGAGAAAGACUGGCAGUUUUCCUUGGAAGGAAUGGUUUCAUUUAUAGCAAUCAUAGAUUAAUGACCGAAUGAACAGAUUUCUUAUUAUGGUCCUCACUGAGCAAAGGAAUUUCUGGGAACAUAUACAAAAUAUUAGAUUUGGAAGGGACUUGAGAGGCCAUCUAGUCUAUCCUUUUGCUAAGGAAGAAUUCCUUCUGCAACAUCCCUAAUAACUGAUUAUUCAGCCUUUGCUUGAAUCCCUCCAGUGAAAGGGAUAUUCAAAGUCUACUUUGAGAUUGCUCUAAUUGUUUUUCCUGACAUCAAGUCUAAAAUUUCCUGUUUCUCCAUCUACUGUUUCCAAAUCCAUUCUCAGGAUCUCAACAUUAUAAAGUCUUCUCUUUGUUCUACAUGACAACCCUUCAAAUUCUUGAAGCCAUCUGUUCCCCUGGCUUGGCCUAGUCGGCCACCCCUGUAGUUUCUCAAGGUUAAAUAUCUACUUCAUGCUCCUCAUAUGAUAUGACCUGAGUCAGGGAAGGUCCUUCCUCCUCCAUGUGCCCUCUGAUCACUCUCCAACUUCUCUCUUUCCUUCCUAAAACGUGAGGUACAAAACCAAACGCAGUACUCCAGAUGAGGGCAAAGUAGUCCAGGCCUCCUAAGUCCUAGAAAUUAUACCUCUCUUAGCAUAGUCUAAUAACAUUAACUUUUUGAAUCAAACCACUCUUUUGACACAUACUGAAAGGCAGUCCACCAAAUGCCACAGGUAUUUUUCAAAUUCAUUUCUUCUAGCCAUACCACUGAUAUUAUGUUUGUAGAACUGAUUUUUUUAACCCAACCAUAAGACUUUAUAUGUAUCUUUAUUAAGUCUCAUCUUAUUAAUUUCAGCCCAAUGAUCUAGCCUAUCCGUUUUGGAUUCUGACUCUUUCAUCCAACAUGUCAGCUCUUUCUUCUAGAUUUCUGUCAUUUGCAGAUUUGAUGCCAAUUCUUUUAUUUUUCUGGCAUAUAGUUUAUCUGCAUCAAGUGAGAUAUGCUCUCUUCUUUGCUACCUGUUUGGGGUAUGGAAUUUUGUUUCCCCAAUUGCCAUCCUUAUUCUGUCUUCCACAGCCCCAAAACUAUUCUCCUUGGCAAGAAGAAAAAAGAAGCUAGGCCAGACAAGGACACCUUUCUCAAAGAAGCUCCUUUGGGAGAAAGUAAAGAUACUUCUCUCUUCUAAUAGGAAAAUGAACUCUGCUAUUUUACAUGGAAUAGUUUUUAGCUUUUUAAAAUAAUCUGCUUAUUUUCAAAUGUGAAUUUGAAUAUUGUGGAUCAAUCCUCAACUUGACCACCAAUAUUGCCAGCUACUGAGUCUUCCUAAGCACUUCCAAAUCCAGAAACACCUUUCUACCCUUGCAGUUAUACCAUUCUCCACUGGGAUAAGACUAUUAUACAGGCCUUCCUAUUGUUCACCCUCACCCCAUCCCUACAUAAACAGAAGACCUUGAAGACAGGUAUAUAAAGCUCAGGGAACCUUUCCUAGGCAGCAGAAGCUUCCUGAGCUUGUCCAUACCUAGGAAGGGUUAAGCCCAUGGAGAAAAAUGCCCAGGGUCUCAGAACACUGAGAGCCCCUAGUUCUAGGUAUAAGUUACUUGAGCAAGAACAACUACAGGAAUCUCCAAAAUGUCAUUAUCUCUACUUUUAGAAGAUCUUCACUGCUGUAAGUUACUAUCUCCUGAACCAGUACAUUCCACCAGAUGAUAAGAAAGCAGUUUUGUUUUUGUUUUUAUAAUACAUAUUCAAUAGUUUCUACAUAUUUUUUAACCUUCACCUUCCAUCUUAGAAUCAAUACUCUGUAUUGGUUCUAAGACAGAAGAGUAGUAAAGGCUAGGCAAUGUUAUUAUGACCCACAAUAUGAAUUAAAUGAUUUACCCAGGGUCACAGUUAAGUCUCAGACCAAAUUUGAAGCCAGGACCUCACCAUCUCUAGGCCAGGCUCUCAAUCCACUGAGCCACUUAGCUACCUCCAUGCAGUUCUAAUCCAUUGCUUCAAGAACCAAUAACAAAUCUAAUGAGUCUUCCAAAUAAUAACCCUUCAGAUUGGAGAAGCCAUCACACUCCCUACUCUGUCCCCUAAGUUGUCUUCUCUAGCCUACCCAUUCCCAGUUCUUCCAAAUGAUCUUAAUAUGGCAAUAACUAAACCCUCUCCUCAGGCUGGAUUGUCCUUGGUCCAUAAUUCAGCUUGUCCAUAUUUUCCUCAACACUUCACAGACCAUUCUUUAGCGUGGUUACUCCCUCCACUGUCAGAUUACAACCCCUUAGUCGAUUAUAACUUAGUUUAUGAUCUUUGAGAGUUGCUAUGACCAAAAAUUAAUGAGUGAGGAACCCACCUGGAGACGAGUCUCUCUGAGUCCAUCACAAGGUCUAUAAUUAAGGCCUUUAUAGCUUGCACUUUGAGAUCACUUUCAUACCACAGUAAGGCAGCUGAAAUCUUUACUGGAUUUAGAUGGUUAAUUUUGGACCUAAAAUGUGAUUAGCAUCAUUGAAUUGCCUCUACCCUAGAAGAAGUAGAUUUUAUAAAUAAGGACAAAAACUUCUAUCAAAUGGAGAAAUAUUUUUAACUCAGAUACUGUACAAAACUAAUGAUGGAACCUCAUAGAUGGACUUGGAAUUGAAAGAGAUUUGAAGCUCUUUGCAAUCAGGCAACUAGGAGGAACAAGAGAUGGGUUAAGGAGAGUGCAACUGCAGAAAUUAGAAUUUUUUAGCCAUGUUUCAUAGAAUUAUGGAAUUCCAAAGCUAGUUCCCCUGGGGGCCUGAAAACAUUUGGGAGGUGGAAAGGGGAGGACAGAACUCUAGCCCUUUCUGCUCUGUCCUUUGCCAGAAGCAUUGGGCCAUUAUCUAGAAAACAUCUGGGAGAUUGGUGAAUGAAAUUUCAGUUUUUUUCUCUUUCCUCUUUUAGAACAGCCCUACCAUAUUUCUCUGGUUUACUCUCUAGCCAACUGGUCCCAGUGUAUUCCACUGACCUAUCUGAACCCCUGUUCGGUCCUAAAUAAAUAUGUAUAUUUUCAGACAUUCCAUCUCCUUGAGUUACCUCUGUUGGACCAUCCAUCUUUCACAACAUUCUCUAACAAAGGCUUUUUUUGGAUUUCACUUUCACACAACUUAAGAGUGGAAAAGAAGGGUCAAUCUUUUAGCUUUAUCAUUGCCUCCAAGCCCUCCCAGGCUCUUAUACACUGGCUCCCUUGAUGCUUUGGCACAUUCGGUCACAUUCUCCUCAACAGUUGUAAAUCUUUUCUUUCUUCAAGUUCUUACUCACAGUCCCACUCCCUGCACUGAUAAUAGAUGAUGUUGUCUUCUUUACUGUAUUAGUUAUCUGUUGUAUGUAUUAUAUAUCCACACUAAACUGUAAGCUCCAUGAGGGCAGGGACUUUGCCAUAUCUCAACUCUGUCCCUCUUCUUCACUUAAUAAAGGUUGAACUGACCUGGACUGGACCUUAA
Molecule: messenger RNA, 5194 nt
Organism: Monodelphis domestica (gray short-tailed opossum)
Lineage: Eukaryota; Metazoa; Chordata; Mammalia; Didelphimorphia; Didelphidae
Gene: RIC3
Product: RIC3 acetylcholine receptor chaperone
Biological process (GO): synaptic transmission, cholinergic; protein localization to cell surface
Cellular component (GO): neuron projection; neuronal cell body; intracellular membrane-bounded organelle
Source: RefSeq, a predicted model, not a curated record